AUGCAGGUGCCACUUCUACGUCUUCAAUGUGGCGUCAACAGCUACGACUGGGGUAAGGUCGGCCAUGAGUCGGCAGCUGCAAAGUAUGCCGCGACUACGGCGACUGCAGAUUUCUCGAUUGAAUCCGAGAAGCCGUACGCAGAACUAUGGAUGGGGACCCAUCCCUCCCUGCCAUCAAAGGACCUCGAGACGCAGCGGACAUUGCUCGACCUAGUCCAGGAUAACGUGGCUUUGAUGUCACCCGAGGUUACGGAACGAUACGGCGGCAGACUUCCCUUUCUUUUCAAAGUGUUGUCCAUCCGAAAGGCUCUCAGUAUCCAGGCUCAUCCAAAUAAGAAGUUGGCAGAGCAACUCCAUGCUCGGGAUCCUAAAAACUACCCAGAUGACAACCACAAGCCGGAGAUGACCAUCGCAAUCACCCCUUUUGAGGGAUUGUGCGGCUUCCGCCCUCUCUCCGAGAUCGUACAUUUCCUGAAAGCCGUUGCGCCUCUCCGAUACCUGGUCGGCGUGCAGACCGCAAGUGACUUUGAAAAGGUGGUCAAGGGCUCAGAAGACUCCGAAGACCCGGAGCAAACCAAGAAAAACAAAGACGCGCUACGCACCCUUUUUUCUUCACUCAUGAAGUCCUCUUCCGAAGAUGUCGAGGCUGCAGCGAAGGAGCUUGUCUCAGCAGCUCAGAGCUCCCCCGAGACCUUUGCUUCAUUAGUCAAUGCUCCUGACACCAACCCUAGCAAUGCCGCCGAACUGGCCGCUCUUAUUGUCCGCCUCAACGAACAGUUCCCUAAUGAUAUCGGCCUGUUUGUGUUCUUCUUUCUCAACUUCGUCACGCUUGAACCUGGAGAGGCCAUGUUCCUCAAAGCAGACGAUAUCCACGCCUACAUCUCUGGAGACAUCAUCGAGUGCAUGGCAUCAUCCGACAAUGUCGUGAGAGCGGGGUUUACCCCCAAGUUCAAGGAUGUGGAUACGCUCACGGACAUGUUGACCUAUUCAUAUGCGCCGAUUGAGGAACAGAAGCUGGAACCUACAGAGUAUCCUUAUGUGGUGUUGAAUGCGCCGGCCUACUCGAGCGCCUCGUCCUCCGUUCUCUACGACCCGCCGAUCGAAGAGUUCAGCGUCUUGAAGACGGAGCUCCGCCGCACCGGCGCGAAAGCGACCUUUGAUCCGCUUACUGGCCCCAGUAUCUUGAUCUGCACAGGCGGGACGGGCAAAAUCACGGUCGGUCGGAAAACAGAGGAAGUCAAGGAGGGAUAUGUGUUUUUCGUAGGCGCGAAUGCAGAAUGCAUUAUCGAGAACACUGGUACUGGACCAGACGACGAGAAUGUGUUUACCACAUUCAAGGCUUUUUGUGACCUGACUGGACAGGAGGAUAGUGCCAAUGGGCAUUAA
Molecule: messenger RNA, 1386 nt
Organism: Aspergillus calidoustus
Lineage: Eukaryota; Fungi; Ascomycota; Eurotiomycetes; Eurotiales; Aspergillaceae
Source: the annotation of a GenBank genome assembly